Messenger RNA from Chara braunii, 1669 nucleotides. The record is from the annotation of a GenBank genome assembly. NCBI's taxonomy places the organism in Eukaryota, Viridiplantae, Streptophyta, Charophyceae, Charales, Characeae.
UGAAUCCGUUAGAUUGAGAAGAAAUAACUAUCUACACCUCGCUCAGCCCCUCUCUAUAGGUUCCUCAGGGUACAAUGGUUUUCAUUUAGGAGUCCAUCACCCAUUGCAUGACAGAUAUACUGGUCUAGCAUGUCUCAGUCUGAGACAGGAAACCCCAAUGGCACUCUGGAGAACAAGAAGAUACUCAACAAGCCAAGAUUUUAUGAAAUAUGGUUGUCGGCAAAUCAGUCUGACUAUCCACACGUCUUCUGCAAGGAGGUAUAUACUGGCCAGAAGACAUCACGGCAAACAUGCCAUUCCCAGACGUUUGACGCUGUGGCUGGCAAUGUCACAGACAACAUUGAUGUAGGCAGGGGUACAACCAGAGCGGAGUGUAUUGGUACGGUGUCCACAAGGGCCAGGGUGGAAGAAGCGGGUUCACAAACUACAGAUAUUGGAGAAGGCGGAUUUAAAUCUUCCUUAGGAUGCUCCAAUUCUGGGGAGCUGGCAGGGAGAAAUGAAACUCAGGAUGCAGCUGUGUUGGUUUCUCCACAGGGAGACCUGGCAGCAAAAGGCACGUCUUUGGAGAGAAAAACUCGGGAUCCAGAGAAUGUUCAAGACAUGGAUCUUCCAGGGUUGAGCGAAGCUCCAUCGGUGGCUAUCGGCAGGAUGCCGCUUGUGGCAUGCACUUCAAACCACCAGAUCAUUCCGUCUAACAGUGGAUGGAAUGCCAGCCAUCUAGCAGCCAGAGGACAGGAUUUGAUGGCUGGGCUCAGACAGCACAACAUGCCUUCUCGUGGUGGCAUUUGUGCCGAAGGACUGCGGUUGGCAAAUACUCCGGUCAGCGGUGUGGCUCAGUCAAGCAGAACAUGCAUAUUUGACGGCUCUGACAUGGACGGCUUGGUGGUGCCAGAGUCAAAUACCCAUCGAGAGAUGGGUGCGCCUGCAUUAGAGUCAGACCAGGCAACGCCAAGUGUGCAGGGAUUGGUGCAAGGAGGAAGGGGUGGUAGUACUGUGACGGGAAAACGUUUCAGAGCUGGAUCCGGUAGGCAUCGGAGAAUGACAAAGGCAGUAUCCGAGGGCAGAUGCGAAGGACUGACAAACGGCAGAAAGAAGAGAAGACUGACAAGUAAUGACACUACAAGGGACAUCAAUGAAGCAUUUGCGGCAAUUAUUCGAGCAGCAACUGAGCAAUUUGCACAUGCCAUUGCUCGAAGUGAUGAAAUGUUUCUGGCACGACAGAAUGAGUUCCACAAGGCUAUGCUUGAACAGCGCCGGGAGGCAAUGGAAAUGUUAGCUGAACAACACCGCCAAGACAUCAUCAUCAUGAGAGAAAUGCUUGAGCAGAAUGCUUCCAGGGAUACAGCAUUUAAGGAGAAACUGCUGGCAGUUCUCGCUUCACUGGUAGGUAAUGGUCAAGUUGAUGAAGAAAAGGACGAGUACAUGUAGCACAGAAACACUUAGUGCUAUUCAUCAAUGUGGGACAUAUCUGCGGGCGAAUGUUCCUAUGUUGCUGCGUGUUUCUGGUGUCGGCAAAUGUUGCCAUGUGGGCAGGGCAGUGCCCUCAUUGGGAGAGUCAUAGAGGGGUUAGCACUGUACACUCCUGUUGAACACUUGCUCUGGAAGUGAGAGGCACAGGGGUUGAGCGUGGGUCAAUGAUGUAAAGACAGGUAGAGAAAGUGGUAAAGCC